Molecule: messenger RNA, 1584 nt
Organism: Thelazia callipaeda (thelaziosis nematode)
Lineage: Eukaryota; Metazoa; Nematoda; Chromadorea; Rhabditida; Thelaziidae
Source: the annotation of a GenBank genome assembly
AUGUGUGCUGAUGUCCCUGGGAUAUUUACUCGAGAAAACAACACCGAUCAUAAUGGAAGAAAAGUUCCUAUUCCUCAGAUGAUGAGAUUCUACUAUGGAACAGCUGGUUUUCGAGCUAACUCGGCAUAUCUACCUUUUAUUGUAUUUCGUGCUGGAUAUUUGGCAGGAAUCCGCGCUAGACAUUUAAAUCAAGCUGUAGGUAUCAUGGUAACAGCUUCUCAUAAUCCGAUCAGUGACAAUGGAGUCAAUGAUAAUGAAUUCGCCAAAAAAUCGCGAGAACUCCGAUGUAGAUUUGCUGGAAGGAUUAGCGAAUAUGGCUUUGUUUUCAUAGCGGCCGACACACGCCCGAGUUCGAAGUACUUAGAGCAUGCUGCAUAUUCUGGAGUUCAAUAUGCAAGAAUCGGUGGUCAGAGACUGGGGUUGUUGACGACGCCACAACUGCAUUAUAUCGUUCGCUGUCAGAACGAUUCUUCUUAUGGUACACCUACGGAGACUGGGUAUUAUGCUAAAGUUUGUAAUGCGCUCGCUGGCUUAAACUUUGUUACACGAAAAGGAAAAGAUUACACUCCGAUAUUAUACUUGGAUUGUGCAAAUGGCGUGGGUGCUAAAAAGUUUCCUCUAAUAUACAUAGACUGGUCUGUACUCAUUGUCAAUUUGGUGAACAACCAUGACCGACUCCUCAAUGAUCAGUGUGGAGCAGACUAUGUUAAAAUGGAGAAGAAGUUCCCCCGUAAUUUUGAUAAUAUUGAACCUCUUAAGCGCUGUGCUGCUUUUGAUGGCGAUGCAGACCGCCUUGUUUAUUUCUAUCGCGACGUAUCAAAUAAAUUUGUUUUAAUAGAUGGAGAUAAAAUAGCAGCACUAUUUUCAAAAUAUAUCGUAGAGCAAGUUAAUAGUACUGGACUUAGUGGUGUGUUUACGAUAUCAGUAAUACAAACAGCUUAUGCAAAUGGUAAUUCCACGAAGUACUUACGAGAUAAUUUGGGGCUAAACGUGUCAUGUGUUGCAACUGGUAUCAAGAAUUUGCAAAGAGAAGCAAUGAAGUACGACAUUGCGGUUUACUUCGAAGCCAAUGGACAUGGAUCCGUUCAUUUCAGCCCUCGUUUUUUCGAUAUAAUCAGAACUAUUAUAAAUCAUAAGGAUGAGAUUUAUCAGAAGAUUGGUGUCAGACGAUUGCUUUGUCUCGCAAAAUUGCUUAAUACAGUGGUGGGCGAUGCUAUGACCGACUUACUUGCAGUUGAAAUGAUUUUAAGACAUUAUGAUUGGACUAUGGAGAACUGGAGCAGCUUGUACAAGGAACUGCCUAGCGUACAAAGAAAAUUGCAGAUUAAUGGUGGGUCACGUAUACAAGUGAGUGCAGACGAAACGAUAUGUGUGAAACCAAAAAGACUGCAGGAGACAAUAGACUUUAUUGUGGGAAAAUAUACUGAUGGACGGUCAUUCGUUCGCUUGUCUGGAACUGAAAGCGUGAUACGUGUAUAUGCUGAGGCUGAAACAGUAGAAGAUGCAAACACCAUCGCUGCCGCUGUAGAAAAUGCCGUACGAGAAUCACUUUAUGCGAGUGAUAGUGCAGGAGAAAAUUCAUGA